Megalobrama amblycephala (Wuchang bream) is the source of this 10500-nucleotide messenger RNA. It is a transcript of the gene hecw2a, whose product is annotated as HECT, C2 and WW domain containing E3 ubiquitin protein ligase 2a. The record is from RefSeq and is a predicted model, not a curated record. The transcript has 29 exons. The coding region runs from base 3808 to 8238 and encodes 1476 amino acids. Gene Ontology annotation, biological process: regulation of dendrite morphogenesis. Gene Ontology annotation, molecular function: ubiquitin-protein transferase activity; protein binding. NCBI's taxonomy places the organism in Eukaryota, Metazoa, Chordata, Actinopteri, Cypriniformes, Xenocyprididae.
CAGGACAGAUGUAUUCCCCAGCAGUCGCCACCCCGCCACUCUCACACUGCCUCCAGCGCUGACUGGAGCGCCUUAUAACUGCUUUAUUACCACCGCUGCAUGCGCUGCGGGGAGUGACAUGAAGACGGACCGAGCCGGGUGGUCACGUCCACAGGGAAACCGAACGCCGUUUACUGCUAUAGCCUAAUUACACCAGUCAUUGAGAUCAGAUAUUCAUGAGCCUAAGAUCAGAUAGAUCGGGCUGUUAUCCAGGAUAUUAUAGCUCAUCUGUCAACCUGUGCAGAAGGGAACUGUCCUCUCAGUCGUGAUUUCUGGUUCGGGUAAGCGACAAAAUCUCGCUUCAUUUGGAUGAAGAGGCCCUGAAUGGAUCGACGCCUCGCUGCCAAGGCGAAUCUGAGGAAAUAGCGAUGAAAUAGUAGGUCUGUUAUUAACGCAAGUUAUUCGCCUUUGCGCCGCGGAUUAUGUUGGCGUUUCCAUGGACACAUCACGUUGAUGCGCAGGUACGCGGUUACACAAUAUAUGGUGUUUUGAUGCAUGUUGUAGGCUAUGCAACCGAUAUUUUAACAGAAAAUGUGUUUUAUGAUUCAGCAAUUUUAUGUAAUAAUAAUAAAAAGGUGCACUGACUCGGAGGUUUAGAAAUACAUAUGCGCCGACGAGGGGUUGCGUAAAGCAGCAUUGCUGAUAAUCUGCAGAUCGUGAUGUGUGAAUACAUGACGAAGGGAAUUCCCUGUGUUAUCCGAUAUGCUGUCGUGAGAAAAGCCGUUUUGGCUCCGUUGAACUUGUGUGCGCGCUGGGCUUCACCUUCAGAUUUAACCAAAAAAAAAUAAUAAUAAUAAAUAAAUAAAUAAUAAUUCUGGUUGAUUGCACUGAAGCUCGAACUCAUAUGACGUAAUACACACUUCUGCUGAGUAAUAAAAAUAUAUUACAUAUUAUUUAUUUCAUUUAUUUAGGCUAUUACACUUUUUUUCGACAUAUCUAGAGCAAUCUUUAAAUAAAUACAUCGUUAAAUAAACAGAUUGGUGAAAUGAUAUUGGAUGGACGAUUCAGCUCCUAAAGAGACUGAACAGCCUUAUCCUCAGUGUAAGAAGAGUGUCUUAAACAUGUUAUUUUUGCUACGCUUCAAUUAAAUUUUUAGUAACGUUAAAAAUGUAUAUAACAAGUUAGUUAAUGUGUGUCUUUAAUACCAAUAAAUCCCCCCCCCCCCCAAAAAAAAAUAAAAUAAAAAAAAAUAAAAAAAAGUCGCGUUCUCGUGAGGAGGUAACCAUAGCAACAGAACGCUAAUCUAGAUUUUUCUUUUGAGAUCAGGCGGUACUGUCGGCGACAACGAACAAUAAAGUAGGCUACUUUUAUUAUUUUUCCCUUUAUUGUGGACUUGCAACAAGCCAUCUAUAUUCUAUAGGCCUAUUAAAUAUAUAUAUAUUUAAAAACGUAUCUCAAAUAAUUGGCAUAUACUAAAUGUGCUGGAGUAGACUACUUGUACAAGAAUAUGUGUAAAAAAAAUACCUAUAGAUAUCCCUUCAGUCAUCUGAAAGUUGCUGCAUAGCCUAAUUUGCUCACUGAUUUUGAUAUCCUUGUUACUGAUGCUGCAGUACUCCCCCAGUCAUUCUAUAUUCACAAUGCUGCAUCACAUUUUCAGAUGUGAGGGAAGGCAGGGGUUGACGGAGUGAAUCUUUGACUGUAUUUGACCAUUAUCUAUGACAUAUGAGAAAGAUCCUUUCAUUCCCUGCAACCAGCUGCAAGAGACCAAAAAAGCUUUUGUAGUAGUAAUACACUUUUGUAGGUAUUUGUUAAAAAUGGGUACUUAUCCUUAGGAGAAAACAUCCAUCUUUCAAGAAUAAACUGAGACUUCAGUGGUGAGCUUGAAAGUAGCAAACUUCUGUUCAGAAAUGUGUCUUUAAAGCUGAUGGCAAGAUGUAAGACAAGGUCUGUUAGUGUGCAGAGUUGCUUGUGUGUGUCUCUUGCUCUGAAUUGUAAUAUAGAGAGUGGAACAGAACCAACCGCUCCUGUGCCAUUCUCUGUGCCAGCUCUCCAAGGUGCCCGUUAUGUCAAGAAGCAGACUGCAGUAACCUCCGCUAGCACAGAGGGGUUCCUGUAGUGAUAGCAAACACUGCAUUUAUGCAUAGGUGAACAGACCUCAUUUACUAUUUAAUGGACUGUAAGAUCAGGUGUCAUCCGCAUGCAAACACUGCAGAAACUCUCUGUGCUGACAUCACCUCCGGGAACGCGCUCAUACACACAUGCACGCUCGCUCAAGCAUUUUUCAGACAUGCAAUACAUUGUCAUACUGCAGUGUAAGACUUCUAAUUCAAAAUGUUGCAAACGGCCACAAAUUGCAUACACAAUACAGUGAUCCACAUUAUAGGUGGGAUACUUUGUGAAUUCUCUUUAAUGUUCAGGAAUGGUGAAUAAAUACAUUAUUAAAAGUUCAUAUUAGAUGUUAGUGAGUGUGGAGUUUGAAUAUUGUUUGUAUAACCAGCAGAAAAUAUAUUAUUUAGUUUCUACAUUGGAUACAUUAUAAUGCACAAGAAAUAAUCUCUUUUCAUCAAUUUUAUUAGUAUUUUUAGUAACACUAUUUAGAAAUAUGGAAAAGUUUUAUGACUUUAAUUUUCCCAGUUGCCCAUGUCAGUGAUUUAUGAAGUAUAAAAGUGAUGGUGAUAGGCUGAGAAGGAAGAUAGCUGAGCUGGAGUGUGUUGAAAAACCAAAGGUGCUGCUGAGUGUAAAGAAAUGACAUCCACUAAUCCUCCCACUGGUCCUAUUUUUACCUGAGGUGCCUUUGGAACUGAAGACCUGUCAAAUGAUCCUAAGAGAGUGUAUUUGUGGGGCACAUUUUAAUAAAACAGAGGAAAAUUAAAAACUGCAUGGUGUCUAGACACAGCCAAAAAAGCAAAAAUAAUGAAUUAUUACUUACUUCAAUCUGCACCGUUUUUGAAGACUAUGCAUAUGCGUAAAAUGUACAAGGGAACUCUGGAGUAUGACGUAUGAGGAAACCCACAAUGAAUCAAACAUCAAUAAAGCAAAAUGACAUGAAACAAAAACAGUGAAGUAGUCAUUAGGUGCCAUGUUUGUUAGAGCAGCAUCUUGGAGGUUUCAAAUAGAUUAAUUAGCAGAAGUUAUUACUCCUCUACCUGCUAGUGACGUCAAUAACCACUGUUCUAUAUUGUUGAACCAACAACAUACUUAAGGCUCACAAAACUUACGUCUGUGGUAUUAAUGACUGUACAUUUGAAAUUGUGUAGUACUGUAAAUACUUUCUCUUUACUGACCUUUCUCUUUCUUUGUUCCUCUCUCUGUCUCUUUGUUUUUUUCUUACCAUUUCCCAUUUCUUUUCCCUAUUCUUCACACUUAUUUCUUAGGUUCUAAAAACUCUCAAAUUAUUUUCAUCUUCUUCGUUGUUUAUUUAUAGACUCUGUUUUGAUGAUAAUCUAUUAGGAGCCAAGGAGGAUUGUGUUUGCUAGCUGGAACCCAUUGGCCAAUCGAUGGGAAUAACUGAGCUCUUUUAGAUUCAUUAAAGAUUAAUUAAAUACCUUAUUGUCAAAUCUUUAAGGUCAAUAGCCAUUAUCAUAGCCAAGUGCUCUAACAGAGGACAAGCCAGAAGAGUUCCUAUCUGGUCCUUCACCUAUAUGUCCAGACAAUUACAGUUCAGGCCAGGUCCGAUCUAGGAUUCAGGUCAGGGUUCCGGCCUUUUCCUCAAACCCUUGUUCAAACCCAUCCAGUCCGUAGACGUGCUUCCACACAGUUGCCACCAUUCGCCCCUCUCUCGCCACAGCAGUUCUCCCGUCCAGGCCCCGCUCCAACCCGGCGUCAGGCAUGGCGCCUCAGGGGCGGGAUCACCUGGCCACACGGGAGUCUGCAGGUCGUAGACGGAGCCCAAACGUGCGACACACACUCAGCCCGGACAAUCUUCGGAGUUUAGCCGAACGUGGUGGAGCCGAGCAGGCUGGAGUUGGACUCCUCAGAGCCAACAGUGAUACAGACCUGGUCAGUUCUCAAGGGCGAUCCUCACUCACAGCUUCUACUUUAGAGUUCACUAUGUGCCGGGGCCAGAACUUGGUCAUCUCAUGGGAUAUCAAGGAAGAGGUGGAUGCCACAGACUGGAUUGGCCUGUACCACAUAGAUGAGACCUGUCCAUCAAACAUGUGGGACUGCAAGAACCGUGGGGUUAAUGGUACACAGUGUGGGCAGAUUGUCUGGAGGUUGGAGGCAGGGCCGUACUUCCUUGAAGCUGAGACAAGGAUCUGUUUUAAAUAUUACCAUGGAGUCAGUGGUGCGCUGAGAGCCACAACACCCUGCAUCACAGUCAAGAACCCCAGAGCCUCGGUCGACGGUCAAGGUGAAGGACAGCAAGCUUCAGAGAGCAGUCGAAAACUGGUCAGCUUUACCCUAUCAGAUAUCCGUGCAGUGGGGCUGAAGAAGGGGAUGUUUUUUAACCCAGACCCUUAUUUGAAGAUGAGCAUUCAUCCAGGCAAGAGAAGCUGCUUUCCGACCUUUUCCCAUCAUGGCCAAGAGAGACGAUCCGGCAUUACAACUAACACUACUAAUCCUGUGUGGCAUGGAGAGAAACACACUUUUGUGGCUCUUAUGACAGACGUCUUAGUGAUUGAGAUUAAAGACAAGUUUGCUAAAAGUCGCCCAAUUAUUAAGCGCUUCCUGGGUCAGCUGAACAUUCCGGUGCAGAUGCUGCUGGAGAGACAUGCGUCAGGGAACCAAUCACUGAGCUUCCCUCUAUGUCGUCGUUUGCCCACUGAUCAUGUGAGCGGUCAAAUGCACUUUAAAGUGGAUAUCACAUCUAUGAGCCAAGAUGAUGUUUCCCCUGAGACGAUUCUAGGGGCAGCAGCCCUCAAUGGAGCUCCUGGAACCCCUUCAGAUGAUGAAGAGCUGCCCCGUUCUCUCCCUGUCCCAUCAGCAGGCCCUUCACCCACUGGCUCCCUGGGUUCCCACAGAAAUGGGGAAGGUAGCAGCAUACCCUCCCCGGACACCGAGAUGUAUGGAGCCACCCUGGAUGAUGAGGGCCCUUCUUCUCCAGACCUGCUCCAGGGUUCUUUCAGUGAGCAGCUUGAUGCCAUUGAUGCUCCUAAGGGCCCGGGAGAUAGGCCUCUUGGGGCAGCUUCUCCAAAACUGCGAUCCAGCUUUCCCACACACACACGCCUCAGUGCUAUGCUGCACAUCGAUUCUGAUGAAGAUGAAGAGAGGUCUGCUGCUACGGAGGCCACGCUGCCAACAUUUAAUGGUUUUUCAAGGACUCAACAAACACCCCCAAAACCACCAAUUACAGAACCUGUGUUUAAAAGAUCUGUAGAGGAACCUCCAGAAGAGGCUGGACUGGAGUUGAAAAUAGACACUCUGAAUAUAGGAACAGAGGUGCCUCCUGAGCCAGAGGUCAUGCCGAGUUCAGUCGCCCCUGAGGUGGAAACCGCCAGCUUGAUGGAGAGGCAAGAGGAAGAGGAGGAGGAAGUGGAGGCAGAGGAGGAAGAAGAAGGACUUGCACCCAGUGAGGAGCUGGCAACCGAAGUUGAUAUUUCUUCAAUGGCAUCUGACUGCUGCCCAGGCCCUACAUCUGCUUCUCAGGAAGCAGAACAGGGGGCAGAGGCAGCCAUUGACCCAGGGGGAGAAGAUCUUUCAGAUGAUCCACCCACAAUUUAUGAGGUUGCUGAGACUGCUGAAGAAACCCAUCCAACUAAUGAGCAAGUGAGGGAUGCUCCAAAACCAGAACCAUCAGCCAUUGAGGAGGAUGAAUGUGAAGAUGUGACUGAGGACACAAUGUCCAGAAGGUGGAGCCUGGAGGCAACAGCAGGUGUGUCACAGGAGGACGAGGAAGAGGAGGAGUUAAUGCCAUCAGGUGAUGGAGAAUCUGUGGAUUCUGAGACCUUCGUUACCGAGACAGAAUCAGAAUUAGGUGUCCCUCAGAUAAACGGAGAUCAGCGUGUUCAUUCUCUGCCAUCUGUAAGACAAGAUGUCCACAGAUACCAACGUGUGGAUGAGCCCUUACCUCCCAACUGGGAGGCUCGUAUUGACAGUCAUGGCCGUAUCUUCUUUGUUGAUCAUGUGAACCGCACCACCACAUGGCAGAGACCCACUGGCCCACCUGCCCCACAGGGUCUGACCCGCUCCAGCUCCAUACUGCAGAUGGAACAACUCAACCGCAGAUAUCAGAGUAUCCGUAGGACAAUGACCAGUGAAAGAUCUGAGGAACAGAGAGUGGACGAUCCUCCUCCUGAAGAAACAGACCUGCUGUCCCACUCCAUCUCUGAAUACCGGCGGGACGGCUUUAUGGGUCAAGCCAGCUCACGUUCUCGUCUGGCUUUGCUGCUUCAAUCUCCCGGUGCAAAGUUCCUCUCCAGUCCAGACUUCUUCUCUGUUCUGCAUUCUAAUCCUAGCGCCUAUCGCAUGUUCACAAGUAACACGUGUCUGAAGCACAUGAUCAGUAAAGUCCGACGGGACGCCCAACACUUUGAGCGGUACCAACACAACCGGGACCUCGUAAACUUCCUCAAUCUGUUCUCCAACAAGCAGCUAGAGCUGCCACGGGGCUGGGAGAUGAAACAUGACCAAACUGGGAAGGCCUUCUUUGUGGAUCAUAACUGUCGUGCCACUACGUUUAUUGACCCACGGCUGCCUUUACAGAACUCCCGGUCCAGCGGCCUGCUGGUUCACCGACAGCACCUGUCCCGCCAGCGCAGCCACAGUGCAGGAGAGGUAGCAGAUGACUCUCGCUCUCCGAGUCCUCCUGUCCAGGGCCGUUCAUCAAGAAGCAGUCAGUACCAGGACUUGGUGCCUGUGGCUUAUAAUGAGAAGAUUGUUGCCUUUCUGCGACAACCCAACAUUUUUGAGAUUCUGCAAGAGAGACAGCCAGAGCUCGUGAGAAACCACUCCCUUAGAGAAAAGGUUCAAUUCAUCCGCAAUGAGGGGCCAGCUGGGUUGACCCGUCUGUCUAGUGAUGCAGACCUGGUUAUGUUGCUCAGCCUGUUUGAAGAGGAAGUGAUGUCGUAUGUGCCGCCCAAUGCCUUACUGCUCUCCAGCUACUGUCAUGCCUCCCCACAGAGCUCCCCUGGAACUCCGCGGGCCAAUGCUCGAGCCCCUGCACCCUACAAGCGUGAUUUUGAAGCCAAACUAAGAAACUUUUACCGCAAAAUGGAGACCAAGGGCUACGGGCAGGGGCCAGGAAAAGUGAAGUUAAUAAUUAGAAGAGAUCACCUACUGGAGGAUGCUUUCAACCAGAUCAUGUGUUAUUCCCGCAAAGACCUCCAGAGGAGCAGGCUUUACGUCAGCUUUGUUGGAGAAGAAGGAUUGGACUAUAGUGGUCCAUCCAGAGAAUUCUUCUUCCUGGUUUCCCGAGAGCUGUUUAACCCAUACUAUGGACUAUUUGAAUACUCAGCAAAUGACACUUACACUGUGCAGAUCAGCCCCAUGUCAGCCUUUGUGGACAACCAUCAUGAGUGGUUCCGGUUCAGCGGACGCAUUCUGGGUCUUGCUCUAAUUCAUCAGUACCUGUUGGAUGCGUUCUUCACCCGACCCUUUUACAAAGGCCUUCUUCGCAUCCCGUGUGAUUUGAGUGAUCUAGAGUUUCUGGAUGAGGAGUUCCAUCAGAGUUUGCAGUGGAUGAAAGACAAUGACAUUGAGGAUAUGCUGGACCUCACCUUUACUGUCAACGAGGAAGUGUUCGGACAGAUUACAGAGCGUGAGCUCAAGCCGGGUGGGUCUGGCAUUGCUGUGUCAGACAAGAACAAGAAAGAGUACAUUGAACGCAUGGUGAAGUGGAGGAUUGAGAGGGGUGUGGCCCAGCAGACCGAGAGUCUUGUGCGAGGAUUCUAUGAGGUUGUGGACGUCCGACUCGUCUCAGUGUUUGAUGCCCGAGAGCUGGAGCUGGUCAUUGCUGGAACAGCGGAGAUUGAUUUAUCCGACUGGAGAAGCAAUACAGAAUACAGAGGAGGUUAUCAUGACAACCACAUAGUGAUUCGAUGGUUCUGGGCAGCAGUGGAGCGUUUCAAUAAUGAACAGAGACUACGACUCCUUCAGUUUGUUACAGGCACUUCCAGCAUUCCCUAUGAGGGCUUUGCCUCUCUGCGGGGCAGUAAUGGCCCACGUCGAUUCUGUGUGGAGAAAUGGGGCAAAGUGACUUCCCUCCCACGGGCUCACACCUGCUUUAACCGCCUGGAUCUCCCUCCCUACCCCUCCUUCUCCAUGCUCUACGAGAAGAUGCUCACUGCUGUGGAGGAGACCAGCACCUUUGGUCUAGAAUGAGCUCCCAAAAGUGCUACUAAUUUUUCCCCAGUUCCUAACAACCUUGCUCACCAUACAGACUUUAUUUUCAUCCCUAAGUCUUCACUACGAUCUUGGUCACCAGACAUAAUCUUUUCGUCGAAGUCUACAGAACUGGAAUAUAUGCCAUCAAAUGACUCAUUGGGCAUGUGCCUACUCCUGCUCUAUAGAGUAUGAACUCAAAGCCUAUGAUAACUGAAAUCAAUUCUUCACACAAAGACAGACUUAAGCCCAAAGUAUACUUCAGCUGUCCGCAUUUCACGACGGUCAGCGCACUGUCCGUGUGAUGUAAUCGUUGUCAUCAGGAGGGUCCGCGGGCGGUGCGCAUGUGCGAGUGACUUGAGCGCUUGGAAACAAAAUCCACGCCGAACUUUGAAAGGCUCACGCACCCAACUAUGCGCGAGACAGAGAGGAAUGCAGAAAAUGAAGUUUACCCGGACCUUUACACAUUGACAGAAAUCAGAACUGGAAUCUUGGUUAUCUGGUUUUGGCCUUUGGAUUGGUUUAGACCAGUACAUUUUGAUCUUGGUUUUAGGACUUUGCCUUUUGUUCUUGACUGAGCUGCUUUUUUAAAAGUCAAAACUAUAUCUAUAUGGUUUAAAGGGACAAAGCUGUGAUGAUUUUUGCUGCAGGUCUUUGUUAUGGAAAGAUAAUGUCAGUUAAAAAAGGACUUUUUUGGUUUCAGAGGUUUCACUUAAGGUUGGCGUUCUUGGUUUUAAGGGGUCUAAAUGACACUGAUCUUGGCUGCAGUUCUGAAAACUCAUUCUUUUUGCCAUCUUUCAAGAGAAUGAAACCAUUAAAAAACACAAAACAGCAUGCACACUCUCUUAUAGAGAUCCUUGCACCAAAUGUAGUGGUUGUAGAAUAGCAACCUGAACAUCCUAGGUUCAAACCCUGGAAAGGAUGACCUAUGAACUAGAGAGUUCCUCUAUCACCUCUUGUGCCCUUGAGCAAGACAUUUAUCACCAGACUGUUCCAGGGGACUGUAAAUGUAGUAAUUCACUUUGGUCGCUGAUUAACUAACAAACACCAACACUCAGUACUUUAUAACACACACACACACACAUUUUUUUAAAUCCGCCUUUCAACCUUUUAUGCAACCCACAAAUGUUACAAAAAAAAAAAACUAUGAAUGUAUAAACACUGAUCACCAUGUGCAAUGUGUGCAACAGAUAUUUGUGUAUCAGGAAUGGUAGAUUUGUUCUUAGAGUUAAUCAUAAGGAGACCUAUUGUUCUAAACUGUGGUGACAGACACAAACAGUGGCCUUGAAAUCAUCUUUAUUAAAAUUUAGUUCAAAAUAAAAUAGUUGGGGUAUAGUUAAUAUGACGGUGAUGUGUGCAGUCCACUGAAGUAAUUUAAAACCAGGACUGCAGUGGUUGAAACCAGUAAAAACAGAUUAACGAGAUUCUUCUGCUAUGGAAAAAUAAAAGAAAAAAACAUGUUUUAGCAUGUGUAGGGAGCAGCAAGCCAAACUGUAACACCCUUGCACAAGUGGUAUGAAGUGUUUUGGAAAUAUGACAUAAUAAUUGAACAAUCUCAGUGCAGGAAUUUUCAUUUAAUGUAACCACAGAUUGAAGCUAAACACUAAAAUAAUGGAUGAAAAGUUCCUCAUUUUUGGGUGACAAGCUGCACCCCUCGUUUACAGACAUGUAGUUUCCGUCUGUGGUCCCUCCACAAGCCCUCACGCAUGCACUCAGCAAUACAUGGAAAUCACGCAUUCACACCACACACAUGCUGAUCUGACCAAAGCUCAGAUCCUAGGAUAUGGAUUUGUCUAAAAACAGCUCCUUUCUCUAUGUAAGUGAUCUUUGGAUAAAAUACUGCAUGCAGGGUCAAAGAAGCAGUACCUGAGUUUGACCCUUAGAUGGCGUUGUGUCAUAGCUUGAUAUUGCAUGCUGGAAUUAGUGAAACAACAAAUCCAGAUUAUCUUAAUUUGCAUGAGAAGUUGCUGUUAAUAAGGGGUGGGAUGGGACUGGGGACAGACAGAAAUGAAUAAAUAAAUGAAAAAACUGAAAAUGUCACUUCCAUACUUUUCAUACAUCAUCUGCGCUGUUAUUUAAACGUUGUGGGUUACUGAUCGUGUAAGAUGAUGCUGAUGAAAGAGCCAUCACUUGAAAACAGUUGGUGAAAAUGUGAACCUGCAUGCCUUCCAUCAUGAUGUGUCCAUUUUUGUAUAUAGCUGUAAUAUAUGUAUGUCAGUCUUGUCCUGUGUUUAAAUUAUAUUUUGCACUGAAUGCACCAGA